This is a messenger RNA of Suillus plorans, 616 nucleotides long. RefSeq lists its product as uncharacterized. The transcript is spliced from 4 exons. Lineage: Eukaryota; Fungi; Basidiomycota; Agaricomycetes; Boletales; Suillaceae. Bases 46 to 549 code for a protein of 167 amino acids. The record is from RefSeq and is a predicted model, not a curated record.
UUCAAAUUUUCGCCCGAAUGCUCUUCCGACCUACGUCUUGCAUGCAUGCGAACUAGCAACCAUGCAUUAUUCUCAGACCUGAAGUUGCAAAAUACCAAUGCCAAGAACGAGUCUUUAAGACUGUCUCUGGGCUGUCAACCAGAUAAGGUUACGGUGGAUGAUGGGGGAGACAACUACCAGUUCGUUGCUUCCUUCAUCAUCGAGAAGUUCCAGAAACGCCUGCGCACUACUCAAGAAUUAAAUUAUGAGUUUGUUGCACGUGGACGUAUAUGGCGAUUCUCCUUUAAUGUGGGGCCUAAGGAGAAAUGGGUCGCUAGCUGUGGUCUCUCUUUGCCCAGUCUUUCAGCUUAUGCACGUUCUUCACUCCGGCUAGAAACUCAUACAAAGACAGGGGAACCUGGCCGUGAAACACCCAGAAAGGUACACGAGGAUACAAAAUCCAUGGAAAUGCGAGCGGCGAAGGGAAAGAUGGGCAAUGUAGAUGGAAAAGUCAAGCCUACCGUCUAUUGGGACUCGGAGUUGAGCGAUCAGUGGGUAAUAUACGAGUAAGUCUUUUGCUUCCUCAACCUUAUCUUGUAAUGGUGAUUGCUGCGAGCAACAUAUAUUGCCCCUCUUC